This is a messenger RNA of Folsomia candida, 897 nucleotides long. RefSeq lists its product as uncharacterized. The coding region runs from base 17 to 373 and encodes 118 amino acids. Lineage: Eukaryota; Metazoa; Arthropoda; Collembola; Entomobryomorpha; Isotomidae. The record is from RefSeq and is a predicted model, not a curated record. The transcript has 2 exons.
UCAGGGUUUGUGGGAAAUGCGGCGUCCGGACGCGGACAAUUUUCCGUCCCGAGUUCUGGGAAAUGUCGCCUGGCCGGGCGAAAGGUGGCUGGACAUUCGAAACACAGACGUCAUCCUGCCCCUGAUGCGGGAACGGUUCAGGUCCGCAGCGGCCAAGGGCUGUCACGGCAUUGACGCGGACAACAUGAACGCCUGGCUGGAAGAUUCCGGAUUUCCGAUCACCGAAGAGGAACAACUCGAAUACAAUAUUUACAUCGGGCAGGAAAUUAAAGUGCUCGGAAUGCUGGCAGGACUAAAAAAUGCGCAUCAGCAAGCCUUCAGUCUUCUCCCGUAUUUUGACUUGGUCGCUGUUCUGGGAACAAUCUACAAAUGAAAUUUAAUCCGAGACACAUAAAGUUCCCGACAUCUGACAAGAUUACUGCGGUGAAGUAGUUGAAUAAGUAAUUCAUUUAGCGUUAAAAUCUUCCAGUUAAGAUUUAAAUACAAACUCACUUCAUUAUUUCAAGCCCUCGCAAAUACGAAAGAAAAACAUGGAUACCGGUUUAGACGAAUUAGAAAGUAUACACAAAAAAUCGAGAAAGGUUAUACAAUUAUAUCCCAUAAAGUAGGAAAUGGGAUUUUUUCACUGGAGCGAAACAUGUAUAUUUGAAUUUAUGUAUCCGCUAAAUUCACAAGUUUCUAACAAUCAAAAUUCAAAAUUGUCACAAACGAUAUACUAUUAAUUAAUUUACGAUGGAUAAGAGCCAUUUCUUUAAUUUGGCAUCAAAUCUUUCUGCAAUUUGACACACAAAAAUUAAUCUGCUACGCUUUAAAAAUGUUGUGAAGGCAUAAAUACACUCCGUUCGAUAAUGAACGAUUACAGUUUUGCUAAUAGUGUAACCAUCUUACAUAAGUAAA